AUGAUAGACCACGUCCUCGGUAGGCCGUCGGUCAGAUUUCGCAAGUAUCAGGUUUUUGCUGUAGUCUCUUUCUGGUCCUACUAUCUCUACAAGGGCAACCCACAUGGCCCGCCGUACCUUCGUCGCAUCUCCAAACUCUUGUCUACACGCUUGACGGCCUGGCACACUGUUGUCCUGACUCUCAUAUACCUGUACAUCACACGCAACUUCAGCAAACUCGUAGGUCUCGAGUGCCCUGAGCCAUUGGCCAAUCUCUACACAAGAUCAUACUUCCGAGCAACAUGGAUCACGACAGCCUUGGACGCAGGAUUCUGGACGGGCAUGAACCUUCGCCCUGUAUGGUUGAAAGAUAUUGCGAGUCUUGUCUUCUCCAUCUACUAUCUCAUCUGUGCCGAGCAAGCAGAUGAGAAAGUCCGCAAAAUAAGAGCUGGCUUGACAUUGGAGCAUCUGAGGGUCAGCUGGAACAAGCCAAACACACCAUACAUCAACUUCUUUGGCAAGCUGAUGCGUCCUAAACUGAUGCGCUAUCCACCACGAGCCAUCCGCAUACCCAGACCUAGACAGAGCAGCUACGAUGAACCCAUCCAAGCCUGGCUGUACUUCGACGGUCCAAUUAGCGAUCUCAAGAAUCACGACAAGAUCGUGCUCGACAUUCCUGGGGGUGGCUUUGUUGCCAUGGAUCCGAGAGCACAUGACGACAAGCUGCUGGCCUGGGGAGCGAGGACUGGCUUGCCUGUCUUGGCCUUGGACUACAAGAAGGCUCCAGAACAUCCCUACCCCUACGCUCUGAACGAGUGCUAUGACACAUAUCACACUCUGAUUGCGACCAAAGGACAAUGCAUAGGCCUUUCUGGGGAGAACGUGCCCAAGAUCGUCGUCAGUGGGGAUAGCGCAGGCGGCAACCUCGCUGUUGGCCUGAUCCUUAUGAUCCUACAAUCAGGAAGCACCGCAACUCGUCGCUGGCAAGGUGAAACGUCGCUUCCCGUCCCCGAGGGUGCCGUACUCAUAUAUCCGGCUCUUGAUAUGAACAUUGGCAACUGGAUGACAGACGAACAAAUGUCCCUGAUCAAGGAUCGCAAGAUGCGAAAGACCAAUAGAGGCGUGCUAAGCCGGAAGAGUGACGACUACAGGAAGUUGACACCAAACACUCCUCAUGGAUCCGAGGAUGAAGACGACGAUGUCAGUCCGCCGAAGACGGAGCGUACAAACACCGCCGUGCAACAACUGACCGACAAACCAAUUGUUGCUUCGCCUACUGAGCCUCACACUAGUGCUGCUCACACCGUCGAUACCGCUCCUGCUACAUCUGCACCUCAGAUGCUGCGUACACGUCUAGCCAUGUCUUCCAUGAUCUCAUACUUCAACGACCGUGUCUUGACCCCCGAGAUGAUGCGUGCCAUGAUCAUUUUAUACAUUGGUCCACAUUCUCGACCAGACUUCUCGACAGAUUAUCUGCUAUCGCCACUUCUCGCACCUGAAGCACUUCUCACCCGCUUCCCUAAAACGUACAUGAUGACCGGCGAGCGUGAUCCACUCGUUGAUGACACCGUCAUUUUCGCUGGCCGUCUGAAGCAAGCAAAGUUGGCGCAUUGGAACAGCCGCAAAGAGCUCGGGUUGAUUCGUGAGCGUGACGUGUUUGUCGACACCGACCACGUCAAUGUGGUCCUGAUCCCCGGUAUCUCUCACGGCUUCUUGCAGUUCGCCGGCAUAUUUCCAGCAGGCUGGAAGUACAUCUCCCGAUGCUCACGAUGGAUGGCAGAUCUCUUCCGUGAAGCCGAUUUGCGUGCUGAGCUGGAUGAUGAAGAGACCGACUACUUUGGCAACGAAGCUGGAAUGGGCAUGAAGAAGAGCAAUGGCAUCAGACAUCACCGCCGCAUGCCUACUGAGUCAUCGGGUGAUGAAGAUAGGCCGCUCGAGAUGAGCACACUUACUGGUGGUGCUCGAACCAGUCCGAAGAAAAAGGGUAGCCAAAGAGGUGGCGUCAGAGCUGUCAGGGGAGCCCGAAACGAGCGAGACCGGAACCAAAGGACGAAAAGUCUGGUCAGUUUGGCUAGCGAAGAUGAUCUCCUAGGCAGGAGAAUGAAGGGCUUGACUGGUCACCUGAUGGGUGAUGGCGGUAUGCCACAGACUCCGUAA
Aureobasidium subglaciale EXF-2481 is the source of this 2136-nucleotide messenger RNA. RefSeq lists its product as uncharacterized. Gene Ontology annotation, molecular function: sterol ester esterase activity; triacylglycerol lipase activity. The record is from RefSeq and is a predicted model, not a curated record. The coding region runs from base 1 to 2136 and encodes 711 amino acids. Gene Ontology annotation, cellular component: cytosol. The transcript is spliced from 3 exons. NCBI's taxonomy places the organism in Eukaryota, Fungi, Ascomycota, Dothideomycetes, Dothideales, Saccotheciaceae. Gene Ontology annotation, biological process: triglyceride catabolic process.